Molecule: messenger RNA, 867 nt
Organism: Moneuplotes crassus
Lineage: Eukaryota; Ciliophora; Spirotrichea; Euplotida; Euplotidae
Source: the annotation of a GenBank genome assembly
UCUGAAUUCUAAUAAAAUUACUUAAAAUCAAAUGGAUUUCAGUAAAAGAUCACGAAGUCAUAACAAGACUUCAAUGAACUUGAAUAUAGAAAUUGAAUUACUUAGAAGAUGAAAGAACCUUGAUAAAAGGAUCUUACAAAGCUUAGCUUAUUACACCCAUAUCAAGAAUACGUUUAAUGAUGAUCCUCUAGCUAUGAGAUUAAAAUAUCACUCUAAUUCCAACCAGAACAAGAAACUAUUGAAGGUUACUAAAGGAGUCAUAUCUGCAAGAAACAUUCUAUUUCAAGGUGACUGGGUAAAGCAGAGAAAAACCUGAUUGAAAAUGUUUAAAAUUUUAGAAAAUAGCCAUAAGAAAACUCUUACUUUGCUCCCUUUUACUUCAAAUCCUUCCUCAGCAAGACAUGUGAGCUAUAAGCUCUAUGAAAAACACAUAUUUUCUAUUUCUUCCUCUUUUCUAGAAGGAUUGCAUUUGAAAGGAUUCAGAAUUGGCAAAAGACAGUUCGAAUGCUUGAUUUAUCACUCAAGAAAUUUCAUCUGGCUUAAAUUAGCUUCAUGAAAAAUAGAUUCAAGAGAAUGUAUCUUUGUAAAUAAGUCUGAAUACAAACUGAAAAAGUUGUCAUUUGAAUGAUGUGGGCAUCCAACUUGAAGUAACUGGAUUGAAAACCCUCAAAGACUUGAUGACAUCUUGUUAGCUAUCUCCAAAUGCAGUCUCAAAGAUUCACUACAACAUCUUAAUAUUUCAUGGAAUUCUCGAGAGAAGGAGAAGCUAAAAAGAGGAUUAGAAGAUCUUGGCAUUACUGAUCUGAAGGUUUUUGGUCUCAAUUUCCUUGGAGGAAAAAGAUACUGCUUUAAUUUAAGUGCUUAAUA